Molecule: messenger RNA, 1752 nt
Organism: Trametes versicolor FP-101664 SS1
Lineage: Eukaryota; Fungi; Basidiomycota; Agaricomycetes; Polyporales; Polyporaceae
Exons: 4
Coding region: 187-1713 (508 amino acids)
Cellular component (GO): cytoplasm
Source: RefSeq, a predicted model, not a curated record
GAUCAAUUGAUUAAGAGAACGGUAAAGGGCAGUUUAUAUCAGUUCUAACAGUGCCUUCUCUGGGCGAUCAAGUGCUGCGCGCGCGGCACGCCGCUGAAGUAACUUGAAUCUACACCAAGCUCUCGCACUUCCGCCUCUUCAACGAACACAUACCUCCCUCUACCUUAUGACACACGCGCUACCGCAAUGAACUUCUUCGACGCAUACGAUGUCCCUGGAACGGCGACCCCACCUGCAGAAGCUGCGCAGCCGAGUCUGAACGAGGAGGUUACCCAGGUCGUUGGGCAGCUCAGCCGGCUGUGGGGCGGGUUCAGGAAACAAAGCCAGACGGCGUUGGAGACCGCCCGCAAGGAUCUCGGCCAGGUCGUGCAGCAAGCUCAGAAGGAGCUCACCAAGCUCACAGCAGAGGCGCCGCCCUCAGAUGCUCCCGAUGCUCCUGAACCCAGUGCCUCUGCUACCGAGCAGGCCGCGUCCCUACCUACCGAGGCUGAAGCAGCAGCGGCCUCUGCUGAGACAUCCAGCUCCCAUAAUACCUCCGAAGACUCAUCAUUGCAACCGCAAUCGCCUUCCCAGCCGCAAACGCUCUUCGCACGACUGCAAGCCUCCCUCCCCCCGAACCUAGUGGCCACCGUCCAGACACAGCUCCCCGAGUCCCUGCGCGAGACCCUGGAGCACGCGCGCGUAGGCAGCGCGAGCCUCUCCGCGCUCGACUUUGCACAGCUCCGCAGCACGAUCACGUCCGAGCUGCAGCGCGUGCAGGGCGCGACGGAGGAGUACGUGCACCGCUCCGAGGACUUCCUGCGCGAGGCGGGCGAGUUCCUCAAGGACGCCGUCAAGGUCGUGCCGCCGCAGGAGGGCGACGACGGGUACCCGGGCCUCAUCUGGGACGGCACGGACGUGUGGAUGCUGCCCUCCUCGACGGGCCCGACGACGCCGUCGGGGGACGCGAAGGGCAAGGGCAAGGAGCGCGAGGGCAGGUCGUCGAGCAGCUCGGGGAGGCCGUCGGUGGACACGCUGCGCGCGGUCGCGACGAGGGCAGAGUCUAUGCUGAAGCAGCUGCGGCACGACCCGGAGGUUAUCAAGGCCGAUCCGCACGAGGACGAGAAGGUGCGGGAGCUAUUUGCAGGGUGGCUCGCUGCGGAGGUCGCGUCAGAGGAACAUGGACUUGGUACCGCCGCAUGGAAAGAGAAGGUCGGGAAGGCGUUGGCAGACUCGACAGACGGCGCUGCAUUGAAGGCUACAAUGGACACAUUGGUCCCGGAGCUCUUGACGGAGGAUGAGUUUUGGACGCGCUACUUCUUCCGCGUCUAUCAGGUUGAGCGCGAGGAGGCUCGCAGGAAGGCCAUUAUCCAAGGCACCAACGACAAUGACGAGGACUUCAGCUGGGAAGACGAGGAGGAGGACCCCACUUCCCCCACCACAAAGUCCACCCCGAAGGAUUUCAAGGUUGCAGCUGCAGAACCCCCGACGUCUGCGGAGUCACCUCUGCAUCUUAGCGCGUCAGCGGCUGAGACGAAGUCGCGCGUGUCAACGCCGGGGAAUAUGAGUCCGCGGCGGAGCAGCGAAGAUAGCUAUGAUGUGGUGUCUUCGCAAGUCAGCAACAGCGGCGCUGCGGAGGCAGCCGUCGAUGCUGCGACGGCCAAGGUCCCGAGCGCUGAGAAGUCAGAAGAGGGCGAUGAUCAGGCGGAGUCGGAGGAUAGCGAUUGGGAGUAAGCGCGAUGGCUGUGGCUGGGACAUUUUUUCUGUGUACUG